Mustela erminea (ermine) is the source of this 480-nucleotide messenger RNA. Its product is annotated as spermatogenesis-associated protein 31D3-like. The transcript is spliced from 5 exons. Lineage: Eukaryota; Metazoa; Chordata; Mammalia; Carnivora; Mustelidae. The record is from RefSeq and is a predicted model, not a curated record. The coding region runs from base 70 to 480 and encodes 136 amino acids.
UGUGAUGUAGGCCUGGGGAGGAUAUAUAUUCAGUGUGUGCACAGUAUAGGCUGUCUUGUGAUUCAGACAAUGAAGUUCAAACACUGGAAUGUUCUCUCAUUUCUGAAUAGCAAUACUAAACCAUGUCUGAGCUUUGGCUCAACAUGCUUGGAGACUGAUCCCAACUUGACCUUCCUGUGUGGGUUGGGAUUGCUCCUUCUGUUCCUGUGCUACCUGGUGGGGAUUCCAUUUCCAGCUUGGAAAACCAAAACUACCCAAAAGCAUCAGGGCAGAGCCAAGAGGAGGAGAAAAGGUGGGACUCUGAAAGAUGACAGAUGGUACCAAUGGGAAGUAGAGGAGACCCAGAAGCUGAUCUCUGUUUUAAGAAGGUUGGAGAACUUGCCAGAGUCAAGUAGAAGAGGUAAGAAAUGUGCUUUCUCUUCUACAAAGACCCCUAGGUGGCAUCAUGAUACCAUCCACUUUUGUCAACUGUUAUGUUGA